Histoplasma mississippiense is the source of this 405-nucleotide messenger RNA. RefSeq lists its product with no specific name. The transcript is spliced from 2 exons. NCBI's taxonomy places the organism in Eukaryota, Fungi, Ascomycota, Eurotiomycetes, Onygenales, Ajellomycetaceae. The coding region runs from base 1 to 405 and encodes 134 amino acids. The record is from RefSeq and is a predicted model, not a curated record.
AUGACACCGCCCUUCACUUUCUCCUCGAUCCCAACAAUCGACCUCUCCCUCGCCAACUCCCCCACGACAAAACCCGCCCUCCUCCGGAAACUCCACUAUACCCUUAUCUCCGUCGGAUUUCUCUACGUAUCCAACCACGGCGUCCCGGAAAACGUCAUCGCAGACCUCGUCAACGUGGUCCCGCAGCUGUUCAGUUUGCCAGAGGCGGCCAAAGAUGAAAUUGCGCUGCGCAAUUCGGCCCACUUUUUGGGAUAUAGCGGUGUAGGCACGGAGACGACGAGAGGGAUAGCUGAUAGACGGGAACAGGUGGAGUUUGCGACGGAGUUGGAUGUCACUUACCAACCGGGGAAGCCGCUGUAUGAGAGGUUAAGGGGCCCGAAUCAGUGCCCUCCACUCCUACCGUAA